AUGAUAAAUGGCUUAAUAAGUAACACAGGUCACUCAGUCAUCUUUACUGUGGAAAACGAGACAAGACACCACAUCAACAUCACCGGUGGCCCCCUGUCUUAUAAAUAUCAAUUCCACGAGAUUCACAUACACUACGGCCUUCACGAUCAAUUCGGAUCCGAGCAUGCAAUCAACGGAUAUUCUUUUCCUGCCGAGAUACAAAUAUUCGGAUUUAAUUCACAACUUUAUUCAAACUUCUCUGAAGCGUUGCACAAAGCACAGGGGAUUGUUUCUAUAUCUCUACUUUUGCAGCUUGGUGAUUUAUCAAAUCCAGAGUUAAGAAUAUUGACUGAAGAGUUAGAGAACAUCAAAUAUGGAGGAAUCGAAACAAAAUUCCACGAUCUUCCCGACAUACACGUCGCCACACAUACACGUAGCCAGGCAUACACGUCGCUAGACAAAACACGUCGCCAGACACGCACGCCGCCAGACACACACGUCACCAGACACACACGUCACCAGACACACGCGUCGCCAGACAUACACGUCGCCAGACAUACACGUCGCCAGACAUACACGUCGCCACACAUACACGUCGCCACACAUACACGUCGCCAGACAUACACGUAG
Diatraea saccharalis (sugarcane borer) is the source of this 609-nucleotide messenger RNA. Lineage: Eukaryota; Metazoa; Arthropoda; Insecta; Lepidoptera; Crambidae. The record is from the annotation of a GenBank genome assembly.